Messenger RNA from Brachypodium distachyon (stiff brome), 747 nucleotides. RefSeq lists its product as uncharacterized. Lineage: Eukaryota; Viridiplantae; Streptophyta; Magnoliopsida; Poales; Poaceae. The coding region runs from base 1 to 747 and encodes 248 amino acids. The transcript has a single exon. The record is from RefSeq and is a predicted model, not a curated record.
AUGGUGGUCAUUGCCUGGUCAAUUGGUCAAAAGUUUGUAGGCCAAGAAACCUCGGAGGCUUGGGCGUCCCUGACUUGGAGAGAUUCAGUCGUGCUUUGCGUUUGCGUUGGCUUUGGUUCGAGUGGACUUGCCCGAACAAGCCGUGGGUUGGUACCCCCCCCUCCGGUGAACAAGUGCGAUCGUGACCUCUUCUCCGCCUCCACUGUGGUGCAUAUUGGGAACGGUCGUAAGGCCACCUUCUGGCAUGACUCUUGGCUUGAUGGUGUCGCUUCUAAGGUCAUCGCUCCUACCAUCUUUGUCAUCACAAGGAAGAAGAACCACACUGUUCAUGAUGAUCUCACUGACGGGGCUUGGAUCCACGCCCUUAGGGGCAAGAUCUCCAACGAGGUGCAGCUUGACGAGUUCGUCUCCCUUUGGCAGAGGCUUCAGGUCGUGGUCUUGCACCCUGACACCCCUGAUUCCAUCACUUGGCGUUGGACGUCCGAUGGCAUCUACACCUCUAGCUCGGCGUACAAGGCCCAAUUCCUUGGCUCCAUCCACGCCCAACACAUUAAUAUUGUUUGGAAAGCAAAGGCUAAAAACAAGUGUAAGUUCUUCGCGUGGCUCCUCGCUCAGAACAAGAUUCUCACCGUCGAUAACCUCGCCGUUAGGGGCUGGUCACACACUCCGGGUUGCUCCCUUUGCACCGAGCCUCAUGAGACCGGGACGCAUAUCUUCCUUCGUCGCCCCUUCACUCGCCAGGUGUAG